Drosophila takahashii is the source of this 9119-nucleotide messenger RNA. It is a transcript of the gene sick, whose product is annotated as sickie. Gene Ontology annotation, molecular function: ATP binding; protein binding; ATP hydrolysis activity. Lineage: Eukaryota; Metazoa; Arthropoda; Insecta; Diptera; Drosophilidae. Gene Ontology annotation, biological process: nervous system development; neurogenesis. The record is from RefSeq and is a predicted model, not a curated record.
UUUUGCCCAGGCGUCAAAAAAAAAAUGUAUACAAAUUUUGUGUGCAAGUGAGUGAGUGAAAAUCCAGUGCUGAAAAUCCAUGGAAACGGCAAUGAAAUCCUAGAAAUGUCCAGUCAGGCGGGUAAACUGCGUCCGGGUCCUUCGACCAAACCGGAUCGCAAUGCGAACGAGGAGAACCAACUGGGCGCCAAGCCCAAAAGCCAAAGGACCACCGACAAUCAUCAGUCGAAUCAGCAGAAGAUUCUGCAUCCCAACUAUAUGGAACUGGAGUUUUUGCCCACGGAGCCCACGACAUCGGGAACUGCCUACAAUGAUCUUCCAGUGAGCUAUGCCACCUGCCUGGUGGGUCCACCUCCCUACAGGGAGCCACCGCCCCCCACACCACCACCCCUUUCGCAAAUGCCCUCGCGGCUGCUCCACUCCGCCCCCAACACCCCGAGUCGCGGCAAGGUCGUUCUGAGCAAAAAGGAGCGCAAGGAGCUGAGCAAACAGCUGGGCAUUGAUGAAUCAUCGAUACUAAGCAGCAGUGCCCAAUCGAGUCCCUACAAAGGUCGCGUGAGUGAGCUGAAGAAUUGCAUAGCUCGUGGUCUCUUUGCCACUCUGCAUCGCGGCUCACAGAAGUCUUUGCCGCAGCAGCAGCAGCAGGACGAAAGACCCGUCAGUCAGGAGAUAUCACCACCUCCGCCGGCACCAGAAUCAGCGAAUAACAACGAAGAUGCGGCGGAUUAUUCCGAGAAGCUAAAAAAUCUACCAGUGAGACAGCGAAAGGCGGCCACCUCUCAUAUGGAAAACUAUUGCCUUUUCGAUCCGGUGGAUUUUAUAAACGAAAAGGCCAUGAGAUAUCCCAGUUCCCAUGCCCAUGGCUUAAGGGAUCCUUUAUUUAGCUCUCGACAACAUUUGGUCUGCGAGGAUGAAGAUGAAAUGGUACCAGAGGUAAUAUACGACAACGAAGAACUGGAACUCGAGGAGACCAUCAUCAUAGAGACCUCUGCGAUGCCAGAGGCCGAAUCGGAAGCAGAGCCUAGAACCUCCGAGAUCCUGGCCAGCUUCGAUCACCACAACUACUUUAUAAUAGAACCGGGGGAUUUCUCUCUGGACAUCGGCAUACCCAAUCCUUAUACCAACGAGCAGCUGGUGAAUGCCAAGCUGGAGCAGCAGAAUCUGGAGAAGCUCUUCGGCGAAUUGGAAAACACAACGGCCAGCAUGUCGAAUAGUCAGGAGUCCAAGGAUACGGAGACCACUUCCACGGCCCUCGUAGAAUCAUCUACUUCGACCAACUCGGCCAGUUCCGCGGGCAGUUGCUCCCUGGCUGCCAAUCCCGCCCAGCAAUCGAUGAAGAAAAAGCUGACCUUUCUCAAUCUUUCACCCUUUCGGAGUGGCAAAAAGGGCAGCGAUAAGAACGGCACCUUUGAACAGCAUCGGGCCAUUUCCGAGUUGGUCAGCACGGAUCACAUGUUGCAUUUGCAGCAGCUGUUGCAGCAACAGCGAAAGGAUCAGAGAUCUCACACCGUUCCCACCGAAUCCAACUAUGUGCUCUUCAAUCCCGGUCCCGUGCCCAGUCGUCAUGUGCAGUACAAGAUACGAAAGCCACGACCCCAAUCGACGCACAGCGAUGCGGAUAGCGGAUUCCUAUCGCCCUGCUCGCCCGACGAAAUGAAGGCUAAUCCCGCCAUCCUGGUGCUCCAGCAGUGCGACAGUGUCCAGGGAUAUAUGGAGAUAUACACAGACUGGGCCAACUAUUACUUGGAACGUGCCAAAUCGAAGAGAAAGGUCACAGAUCUAUCGGCCGAUUGUCGGGAUGGCCUUCUUUUGGCCGAGGUCAUCGAGGCGGUCACCAGCUUCAAAGUGCCCGAUCUGGUUAAGAAGCCAAAGAGUCAACAGCAAAUGUUCGACAACGUCAACUCGUGUCUGCAUGUGCUGCGCAGUCAGUCGGUCGGCGGCUUGGAGAACAUCACCACCAAUGACAUCUGUGCCGGUCGCCUGAAAGCCGUCCUCGCCCUCUUCUUCGCCCUGAGUCGCUUCAAACAGCAGGCCAAACAGACCAAAUCCAUUGGCGUUGGCUGCAGCGCGGGAGUGGGCUCCUCAUCGAGGGAGGAUAAGAAUCAUCAGGAUCAGCAGCAGCAGCAAACGCCCCAACAAUUGGCCCAGUCUCUGGAAAACGGCAAUGAGAUGGUGAACCGACAAAUUGCGCCCGCCUAUGCGAAGGUCAAUGGCGGAACUUCCAUCCCACUGCCAGCCACCGUGAUGGUUCAACGUCGCUGUCCGCCGGACAAAGUGCGUCCUCUGCCGCCCACACCGAACCAUACACCAUCGAUACCGGGGUUGGGAAAGAGCGGAAGUGAUUUCAACUCGAGCCGUCCAAACAGUCCGCCCACCAGCAAUCACACGAUCCAGAGUCUCAAGAGCGGAAACAAUAACAGCCUCCGACCGCCGAGUGUGAAGAGUGGCCACCAGAGCGGCAUUCCCUCGCCGAGCAGUCCGCAGACUGCGCCCGCACAGAAGCACUCGAUGCUGGACAAGCUGAAGCUCUUCAACAAGGAGAAGCAGCAGAAUGCGGUGAACGCAGCCUCGGUGGCCAGCAAAACGCAGAUCCAGUCGAAGCGGACCUCCUCCUCAUCGGGCUUCAGUUCCGCCCGCUCGGAACGCUCCGAUUCUAGCCUGAGUCUGAACGACGGUCAUGGCUCCCAACUGAAGCCGCCCAGUAUUAGCGUGAGUUCGCAGAAGCCGCAGCCCAAGACGAAGCAGUCGAAGCUGCUGGCUGCCCAGCAGAAGAAGGAGCAGACCAACAAGGCGACCAAGCUGGACAAGAAGGAGAAGAGCCCGGCGAGGUCCUUGCACAAGGAGGAGUCGGGCAAUGAGUCGCGCAGCUCAACAAUGGGAAGAGCCGGGAAGUCUUCUUUGGCCCGAGGAAUAGUGGGUGGAGUGGUGGAGAAGAAUACCCCCAAGACGGCCUCCAAGUCCUCGCUGCACUCCAAGUCGGAUUCAAAGAGCUCUUUGAAGGCGCCCCAACUGCUGCAGAGUCCCGGCGGUGGCGGUCCCAGUCUGCCCAAGCCCAUUGCCGCCAUCAAGGGCACCAGUAAAUUGCCCUCUCUGGGGGGUGGAAGUUCUAUUAACCAUCCUCCCGCAGCAGAGGUUCAACCAAGUCAGCCCCUGCUGAAACGCGAAACCAGCGACAUAUCAGCGAACAUAUCCCAGCCACCGGUGGUUGAGCCACCGGGCGGCACACAUCAUCAUCAUAUCCUCCAGUCGCCACAGCCACCACCUCCCUACUAUGCGAAUAGUCAGCCAACGAGCCACAUAUCAUCGCACGGUUAUCUCAGUGAGCCCAGCACUCCGCAGCACAGCUCGGGCAUGGGAAUCUACGGAAGUAGUCGACUUCCUCCUCCAAAGUCCUCUUUAAGUGCUCCUCGAAAGCUGGAGUACAAUGCCGGACCUCAUAUACUGGCCUCUCCAACGUCGCAGCAGCAGCAGCAUCACCAACAAAGACAGGGUUUGCCAAGGCCACUGGUCAACUCGGCUCCCAACACACCCACCGCAUCGCCGAACAAGUUCCACACGAUUCCCUCCAAGAUUGUGGGCACCAUCUAUGAGUCCAAGGAGGAGCAGUUGCCACCACCUCCGCAAACAUCAUCUUCGGGAAGUUCUAUCCUACCCAUGAGACCACUACUCAGGGGUUACAACUCCCACGUGACCCUGCCGACGAGAGGAGCACGGGGUGGCCAUCAUCCGCAUCAGUCGUAUCUGGAUUUUUGCGAAUCGGACAUUGGCCAGGGAUAUUGCAGCGAUGGCGAUGCCCUGCGAGUGGGCAGCUCUCCAGGUGGUUCGCGAUUCCACGACAUCGACAACGGAUACCUUUCGGAGGGCAGCAGUGGUCUGAAUGGACCCAGUUCAUCUCACAGCGGAGGCAUCUCACAUGGCAAACACUUCCUCAGCAUGAUGCGGGCUCGCACCCAACUGCCCACCACCAUCGAAGAACGUAUUCGCAAUAGUCGCGGCUCCUUGGACAGCAUCGGAACCGCCGCGAACGGCAGCUCAGCAGCCAGUCAGGCCAGCUCCAGCGGCGGCUCCACCACCACCCACGGCCACGCCCACAACAACAAUAACAACAACAACGGAGGCGGCGGUAAAAUGGAUGGCAGUCCCCAUCAUCGGCCAGGAUCUCGAAAUGGACGCGAUAAUUGGGGAAAAAUGCCGGAACCGCUCAACGGAGCUCCAAAGAUGGACAAGUCGGAGAAGUCCUCCCCCUCCCGUCGCAGCAUGGGCGGUGGAAGUGGUGGCUCCUCCAAGCAGGGCUCCCCCUCCUCCUCGUCGCGAACCAAGGGCGUUCCGCCCAGUUUUGGCUAUGUAAAGCGGGCCAAUGGGAGUAUCACGGCCACCGCGGAGCAGCAGAACAUUGCCAUGAUGAUGGCCGCCGGAGGAGUGGCAUCCAAUGGACUGCCCUGCGGUCGUACCGCCCACGUUUCGGCGGUUCCAAGGACCGCGAGUGGUCGUAAAAUAGCAGGCGGUACUCAGACCUUGCCCAAUGACAUGAACAAGCUGCCCGCGAAUACUCAGCAUCGGAGUUUUUCUUUGACCGGACCAACGGCCACCCAAUUGAGCCAGUCGAUCAGAGAGCGUCUGGCCACCGGAUCACAUAGUUUGCCCAAGCCUGGCAGCGAUUUGCAUGUAUUUCAGCACAGAAUCUCCAAUCGCGGCGGAGCUCGUCACGAUGGAUCCCUCUCAGAUACCCAAACCUAUGCGGAGGUCAAGCCCGAAUAUAGCUCAUACGCCAUGUGGCUGAAGCACAGCAAUACGGCCGGCAGUCGCCUGUCCGACGGUGAGUCCGUCGAGCAACUGCAGAUCGGUUCACCGGCGAUGACCCGGCAUGGCCACAAGAUGAUACACAACCGUUCCGGAGGACCGGGUCAGAUGGCGGGUCAAAUGGCGGGCAAUGAGUCGCCCUACGUCCAAAGUCCGCGCAUGAACCGCAGCAACAGCAUUAGAUCCACGAAAUCCGAGAAGAUGUAUCCCUCCAUGCUGAGCCGCGGAGGCGAGGUGGAAAUCGAGCCCUACUACUGCCUGCCAGUUGGCACCAACGGCGUUCUCACGGCCCAAAUGGCAGCUGCGAUGGCGGCUCAAUCGCAGGCGGCCCAGGGAAAUCCCGGAGUGGGCGUGAAUGUGGGUGGCGUUGCCUGGAGCCAGCCAACCUCGCCAACGCCCCUCAACCGCGGCCCCUUCACCGCAGCCGCAGCUGCCUCGGUUCUAUCGCCCACCCAUGGAUCCACAUCGGCCGCAGGACUCGCAGGAGGAGCAGGUGGUGGGAUGGUCGGACAUCGGCUCACAUAUCCCAAGAAGAAUGACGAAGUUCACGGCAGUGCCGCCUCCUUGCUGUCCGGAGGCAGUUCCUUGUACGGAAAUGCGGAGGAGCGGCAGGCACACGAAAUCAGGAGACUGAAGCGCGAACUGCAGGAUGCCCGGGAUCAGGUGCUCAGCCUGAGCAGCCAGCUGUCAACCAAUGCCCACGUGGUCACCGCCUUUGAGCAGUCGCUGUCCAACAUGACCAACCGACUGCAGCAACUGACGGCGACGGCGGAGCGAAAGGACGGCGAGCUGACGGACAUGCGGCAGACGAUCGAGCUGCUGCGGAAGCAGUCUAUCCAGGCGGGACUGACCACGGCGCACAUGCAGAGCAUGGGUGUCCAGACCCAGGGUCAAGGUCAGGGUCAAGGUCAGCAGGGCUCGGAGCUGAAGCCACCUGUGGGAGCACCAGGAUCCCAGCGAACCAACAACAAUGGCACACUGGGAAUGCAGCGGCAGCACAGCACCGACUCCAUGUGCUCCCUCAACUCCAUCAGCUCGGGCUGCUCGGCGGCCCAGGACAAGAACAAGGCCAACAAGAAGAAGGGCUGGCUGAGGAGCAGCUUCACCAAGGCCUUCUCCCGCAAUGCCAAGAUCGCCAAGACGAGUCGUCAUGUGGGAGGUCAUCAUCAUCAUCACAACCACUCGCAUCAGGAGUUGUCUUCGGGAAAGAUGAUGACCCUGCAAAAUGGCCAUGAACCCUUGGGUCUAGCCUCUUUGGCCACCCAACCUGCUGCUCCUCUGCUGCCCAACAGCAAGCAGGGCAGUCCUGCCAAAACCCUCACCCUCAUAGACACCAAACCCAUCGAUGCCAUCGAGCAGGACGAUCAGCAGGUGGUCGAGGACCUCAAGAAGCAGCUGCGCGAAAAGGAUCUCGUCCUUACAGAUAUCCGACUGGAGGCCCUUAGCUCCGCCUCGCAGCUGGAGAGCCUCAAGGAGAUGAUGAACAAGAUGCGGGCGGAGAUGAUGUCCCUCAAGCACAACAACGAGCGGCUCCAGAAGCUGGUGACCACGCGAUCGCUCGCCGGUUCGGAGGCCAGUUUGGGUCAGGCCAUCAGCCCGAAUGGAUCGGUGGCCGGAAGCUCCGAGGUCUCACGUCGCUACUCCCUGGCUGAUGGUAAUAAUCGCCCUCCAAUGGAACUCCCUGCUCGCCUGAGUGAGGAACUCGAGCUGGAGGAGGAGGCUCCUGCCCCGGAGCCACCACCACCGCCGGCGCCAGUCGCUCCGCUCGGCAGCCCGAGCACCCACAUCGAUCUGACUCCCCCGCCGCCCGCUCUGGAGGCAGCUCCUCUGGCCAGUCCCGUUCACAUGGCCAGUGCCACCGAGGAGCUGGCCGAUGUGUGCGACGGCAAGAAGAUAGCCAUUGCCUGCUAUCUGGGACAGCCGGAGGCCUUUGCCAAGUACUGCGAGGAGCUGCAGGAGCUGGAUGGCUUCUAUGCCAAUGGAAGCCUCGAGGCGGCGGAUGGCCAGUCGCAGGGAGAGCGGAAGUUCUCCAGCAACGGCGGCUGCAACGAGUUCGUCAUCGCCUGCACCUACAUCUCCGGGAAGACGACGUGGCAGAAUCUGGACUAUGUGGUGCGCAAGACCUUCAAGGACUAUGUGGCCCGCAUCGAUCCGGGCACCAAUCUGGGUUUGAAUACGGACUCAAUCACCUCGUACCAUUUGGGAGAAGCUAAGCGGGGUCCCGAGAUGGGCUUCCCCGAGCUGCUGCCCUGCGGUUAUAUAGUGGGCAGUGUGAGGACCCUCUACAUCUGCCUGCAGGGCGUGGGCAGCCUGGCCUUCGACAGCCUCAUCCCGCGCAGCAUCGUGCACCGCUACAUCAGCCUGCUCACGGAGCACCGCAGGCUGAUCCUCUGCGGACCCAGUGGCACAGGGAAGUCCUACCUGGCCAGGAGGUUGGCCGAGUUCCUGGUGGCACGAGCGGCCAGGGGCAAUCCCUCGGAGGCCAUCGCCACAUUCAAUGUGGACCACAAAUCCUCGAAGGAUCUGCGCCAGUAUCUGGGCCACAUUGCCGAACAGGCGGCCAUCGCCAAUGGCGCCUCCGAGCUGCCCUCUGUGAUCAUUCUGGACAACCUGCACCAUGCCUCCGCCCUGGGCGAUGUCUUCUCCUGUCUGCUGAGCGCAGGACCAGCCAACAAGCUGCCCUGCAUAAUUGGCACCAUGUCGCAGGCCACUUGCAACACGACCAACCUGCAGCUGCACCACAAUUUCCGAUGGGUCCUCACAGCCAAUCACAUGGAGCCCGUCAAGGGUUUCCUGGGCCGCUUCCUGAGGCGUCGCCUCUUCCAGCUGGAGCUGCAGACGCAGCAUCCUCAGCCUGAAUUGGCGGCAGUUCUGGCUUGGUUGCCCUCCGUGUGGCAGCACAUCAACCGAUUCCUGGAGGUUCACAGCUCCAGCGAUGUGACCAUCGGCCCCCGGCUCUUCCUCGCCUGUCCGCUGGACCUGAAGGACUCGCAGGUGUGGUUCACCGACAUCUGGAACUACCACCUGUCGCCCUAUUUGGUGGAGGCGGUGCGCGAGGGCGUGCAGCUCUACGGACGAAGGGGAGGCGCCUGGAACGACCCAUCCGCCUUCAUCCGCAACUCCUAUCCCUGGCCGUAUGGCCCAGAUUCGGUGCCACCUUUGCGGCAAAUCAAUGCCGAGGAUGUGGGACUCGAGGGCGUGGCCCUAACCAACGGGGAGCAGCAGGAUCCCUUGCUCAACAUGCUGAUGCGCCUGCAGGAGGCGGCCAACUACUCGGAGGCCCAGGAUCAGGAGUCGGACUGCGCCAGUCUGGACUCCAAUGUCACUCCCGACAGUUCAGCCGGAGCCGAGUGAAGGGCUAACUGAAAAAAACCCAUAACCACUUCGUACAUGCCAAAUUUAGAUGGACUAACUAGAUGGAAAACACGCUGGCCGAGGGUCCUUCACCAGGAUAACCAGGAUUACCCCUUUCCCCGCACAAAUGAGACUUCUUGCUCUACUUUCGCUGCGAGGAUGAAAAGCAGUUCCAAGAGUUUUCCAUUUGCACCAAGUCACCAAUUUUCCCCAUUAUCAUCUCUAACCACUCCCAGCCAUCUAGAGUAAAUUGCACUUUUUAGCGCACUUGUUAAAAAAAGCAAAUUGUCAAGAACCCACACAAAAAACACACUAGCAACCUACAAAAUCUUGGACCCCCGGCGGCAUUCCCCAAAAAAAACCGGAGAGAAGAAACCCUAACUAACAUGAAAUGUUAACGAAAGUAAAAUUCAUUUUUGUACAUAUAGCACCGACUAAAGCCCCCUAUGUUUAAGUGUGAAUCUGUCCGGCGGUUUAGACUUUUUAUACCCUGUAUCCUAGCCCUGGACCGGCAGAUCGUUUAAAUUAAUUCGCAACUAACACCUAACUCUAUUGUAAAUGUAGCUAUAGGUUUUUGCUACUACCAAUUUACAUGAUGUAUAGUUGAAGGAAAAAGCUUUCACUUUAGUUUAAUUAUUUGCGUAAUUACCAUUAAAUAUUGUUACAAACAUAUUGCAUAUUUAUAAAACCCCCAUGAAGCGGAAUACCAUUUAAAUAUUUAUUAUGCCAGGCGGCGCUUGAACACAGGAAUACGCGAAAGUGAAUACGUAAUGCCCCAUCCUCGAUGAAAUAGCUAAAUUACCGACUCACCAGAUCCCUAUCGAAAGAUAAACUCAUAUACUACCCAUGCAAGCAGUAAAACUAUAUGAUACGAUAAAGCAAAUUAUGUGUCGCUGUCUAAUUUAAAUGUGUGCAUUUAUGAGAUAUGACAUCAAAUCAAAAUAAAAUAUAAUAUCAAACAUAAA